Yarrowia lipolytica CLIB122 is the source of this 2421-nucleotide messenger RNA. RefSeq lists its product as uncharacterized. Gene Ontology annotation, molecular function: clathrin-cargo adaptor activity. Gene Ontology annotation, biological process: Golgi to vacuole transport; intracellular protein transport. The record is from RefSeq and is a predicted model, not a curated record. NCBI's taxonomy places the organism in Eukaryota, Fungi, Ascomycota, Dipodascomycetes, Dipodascales. Gene Ontology annotation, cellular component: AP-1 adaptor complex; membrane coat; Golgi apparatus.
AUGACGUCUCUGAAAUCGUUCAUCAAGUCCGUGCGUGCGGCCAAGACGCUAGCAGAGGAGCGGUCGGUGAUCCAGAAGGAGUCUGCCGCCAUCCGAACAUCGUUCCGAGAAAACUACGUCGACCCCAACAUUCGAAAACAAAAUGUGGCUAAGCUGUUGUAUUUGUUCACCUUGGGUGAGCGAACACAUUUCGGUCAGGUGGAGUGUCUGAAGCUGAUUGCUAGCCCGCGCUUCAGUGAGAAACGUCUGGGAUACCUCGGUACUAUGCUGUUGCUGGAUGAGAACCAGGAGACCCUGACUCUGGUGACCAACUCUCUGUCCAACGAUCUCAACCACCCCAACCAAUACGUUGUGGCUUUGGCCCUGACCACCUUGGCCAACAUUGCAUCCACCGAAAUGGGCCGGGAUCUGUUCCAGACCGUCGACAAGAUCAUGUCGUCCAGCAACCCCUACCUGAAGAAGAAGGCUGCCGUGUGUGCUGCUCGAAUCAGCAGUCGAGUGCCUGAAUUGGCAGAAAUCUUCGUCGAGAAGGCCAAGAUUCUGCUCACAGAUAAGAACCACGGCGUGCUGCUGUGCGGACUCACUCUGGCCACUGACAUUUGUGUCCAAGACGACGAGAUUCUCGAGCAGUUCCGACCCGUCGUGCCGACUCUUGUCAAGCUGCUGCGCCAGCUGUGCACCUCGGCUUACGCUCCCGAGCACGACGUGACCGGAGUUACCGAUCCGUUUUUGCAGGUCAAGAUUCUUGGUCUGCUGCGUGUGCUGGGAGCUGGAGACGCGUCUGCCUCUGACGCCAUGAACGACGUGCUUGCCCAGGUGGCAUCCAACACCGACUCCGCCAAGAACGUCGGCUCCUCUGUGCUGUACGAGUGCGUGCGAACUAUUUUCGCCGUCGAGGCAGACACCGGUCUGCGAGUGCUGGGUGUUAACAUUCUUGGAAAGUUCUUAGCCACCACUGACAACAAUACGCGGUACGUGGCGCUCAACACUCUGCUCACAGUCAUCGACAUCGAGCCCGCAGCCGUGCAGCGACACAGAAACACCAUUGUCGAGUGUCUGCGUGACGCUGACGUGUCUAUCCGACGACGAGCUUUGGCCGUGGCAUACGCUCUCAUCAACGAGAGCAACGUGCGAGUCAUUGUUAGAGAGCUGCUGACAUUCUUGGAGUCUGCAGACGCCGAGUUCAAACCCUCGGUCACCGCCCAGAUCGCCAUUGCUGCUGAAAAAUACGCUCCUAAUAAGCGAUGGCAUAUUGACACUCUGGUCCGGGCUCUGGCUCUGGCUGGAAGUCACGUCCCAGAGAAUGUGGUCUCUUCGUUCAUUGCUCUGGUCGUCACCUGCGACGAGGAGCUACAGCUGUACACUGUCCAGAAGCUGUACUCAGCUCUGCGGGCCGAUUUCACCCAGGAGGGUCUGUCCCUGGCCUCGCUGUGGCUGCUUGGAGAGUUUGGCCACAUUCUUAUUCGAUCCGGCAACUUCUCGUCGGAAGAUGGAGAGUCCCAGGAGGUAUCCGAGGAGUCUGUUGUCACCAUGAUCGAGAACCUGCUCAAGUCUGCCUACGCCUCUGAUGUUGUGCAAGAGUACGGAGUCAACGCCCUGGUUAAACUCAGCACCCGAAUCAACAAUGCUACACAAAAGGAGCGGGUGCGACGAAUCCUGGAGUCGUACGCUUCCUCUCUCAAUGUGGAGGUCCAGCAGCGAUCUGCCGAGUAUACAAAGCUUUUCUCCAACAUGGGUGUGGCCAAGGGUGUGCUUGAAAAGAUGCCUGCUCCCGAGCUCAAGAACGAUCUUGGCAAGAAGUACGCCAAGCCUAAGAAGGCCAAGAAGGUGACUGCUUCCAAGAAGGAUGUCGACUUGCUGCUCGAUCUGGUCAUGGACGCCCCUGAGCCUGCUAACGGAGGAGGAUCUUCUUCCGCAAACAACUCGGAUCUCCUGGCCGACAUUCUGGGACCCUCUUCUCCCUCUGGAGGUGCGUCCGUCGCCACCCCUAGCUCCAAUCAAAACAUUAUGGAUCUGUUUGGCUCAGGCGCCCAGUCAUCCCCCGUCUCCACACCCGCCUCAGCCCCCGCUGCUGCGGCAUCUACAAUCUCCGCAUACUCCGGCAACGGCCUGUCUCUGGGCUUUUCCGCUGGAACCGCCCAGGGCCUCACGGUGCCCAUCACCGCCCACUUCUCCAACACCGGUGGCAGCCCCAUCUCCAGCAUUUCCCUCCAGGCCGCUGUGCCCAAGACACAGAAGCUCGCUCUGCAGCCACCAGCUUCCCAGAGCAUUGGUCCUGGCAGCACCACCACUCAGCAGUUGCGAGUGACGGUACAGGGUGCUGGUGCUGCCGUCAAGUUGCGAGUCCGGCUGGGAUUCUCUGUCAACGGCCAGCAGGUCCAGGAACAGUUUACCUUUGACAAGUUUGGUCAGGUGGUUUAA